Molecule: messenger RNA, 2668 nt
Organism: Paecilomyces variotii
Lineage: Eukaryota; Fungi; Ascomycota; Eurotiomycetes; Eurotiales; Thermoascaceae
Product: putative AAA family ATPase/60S ribosome export protein Rix7
Exons: 3
Coding region: 158-2422 (754 amino acids)
Biological process (GO): ribosome biogenesis
Cellular component (GO): nucleus
Molecular function (GO): RNA binding; ATP binding; ATP hydrolysis activity
Source: RefSeq, a predicted model, not a curated record
ACCUGAAACUUCUCGAUUCUACGUUCGCUAGACAGUUUCUGGACGUGUAGCGAUCGAGAUCGGCAGUAACCAUCAUCGAUCGCAUCCAGCCUGUCGGAUUCCCGUUCUGGAAUCCUCGGAACAUUGUUUCCCCGACCGUCCAAAAAUAUUGGGAUCAAUGACCGAGAGAUCUAUUCUAUUCCCAGGCAAUCUCUGGUCAGCGCGCUCAAAGAUGCCUCCGAGGAAUCGAGGUCGAAAUACCUUGGGUCAAGGUCUCGAUCGUGAGAUCUACCAAAUUGUGCGCAAGAUCGUCGACGAGCAGCAGCCCGAAGGAGGCCGUCUGCGUGUCUCUGCAGCAGUUAUUUAUGAAACUAUCAAGCGGUCCAACUCUAGUUUGAACCGAAAACCGAAGAAGCUUCUUGAAGAUAGUAUAGAGAGGGUCUUGGAGGUGAUAAAGACCGAUAUUAUCGGUGAUGAAUCGGACUCUGUAGAUGGGGAUUUCGAGGGCCUGGAUGACAAGUCUGCGCCAGCUAUUCAAGAUUCCAAUGGCAUGAACCGAAGCAUCGUGGGCAUGUGGUCUACGGCCUCGAAAUCGCAAAAGUCGGCCGAAUCUAUGGGCACGGAGCAGGCUCCUGCAUCAACAACGGUCCCAAACAAAAGACGACAGCAUGCGGGCGAGUCUGCUCCGAAACGGCGCAAGGCCGAAGCUAUUGAUCGAUCGCCGCCGACUCAUGUGAGCCUGGCAGAUUUGGGUGGAAUGGAUGAUGUGAUGCAAGAGCUGGCCGACUUGCUUAUUCUGCCGAUGACUCGUCCUCAGGUCUACAUGUCUUCGAAUGUUCAGCCUCCGCGAGGUGUUCUACUGCAUGGACCGCCUGGUUGCGGUAAGACUAUGAUCGCAAAUGCUUUUGCUGCUGAUUUGGGCGUUCCCUUUAUUGCCGUGUCUGCGCCGUCAAUUGUGUCUGGAAUGUCUGGAGAGUCAGAGAAGGCUCUGCGCGAGCAUUUCGAGGAAGCGAAGAAGAUGGCUCCUUGUCUUAUUUUUAUUGACGAGAUCGAUGCUAUAACACCGAAGAGAGAGAGUGCACAGAGGGAGAUGGAGAAGCGAAUAGUCGCUCAGCUUCUGACGUGUAUGGAUGAUUUGGCGCUUGAUAAGACUGACGGCAAACCUGUUAUUGUGCUGGCUGCCACCAAUCGCCCAGAUAGUUUGGAUCCUGCCCUGAGACGGGGAGGCAGAUUCGACAAGGAAAUCAAUCUCAGUGUGCCAUCGGAACCUGUGAGAGAACAGAUUCUUCGUGCAUUGACUCGAAAGAUGCAACUCGCAGACGACCUUGAUUUCAAAACUCUCGCUAAGAGAACCCCGGGUUUCGUGGGUGCCGACUUAAACGACUUGGUCUCCACGGCCGGCUCUGCCGCUAUCAAACGGUAUCUUGAGAUCCUGAGAGCCAAUACCGGCGAAGAAAUGGAGAUCGAAGAAGUGGUGGACGAAGUGAGCCCUAAGGUCAAGGAACUACGACGUCUCAUCAAGCACGCUAAAGAGACACCGAUAGGAGACGAGACCCAGACUGUUCUCGUCUCUAACGCUGACUUCUUCACGGCUCUUCCGAAGAUCCAGCCGUCAUCUAAACGUGAAGGUUUCGCCACUAUUCCAGACACCACGUGGGCAGACAUUGGUGCUCUGGGAGGUAUCCGCGACGAGCUGGCAACGGCUAUUGUUGAGCCCAUCAAGAACCCCGACAUAUACGCCCAAGUUGGUAUCACGGCACCUACCGGUGUCCUUCUCUGGGGUCCUCCUGGUUGCGGUAAGACACUGCUUGCUAAGGCAGUUGCCAAUGAGUCUCGCGCGAACUUCAUCAGCGUCAAAGGACCCGAACUUCUCAACAAGUACGUCGGUGAAUCAGAACGUGCUGUCCGACAAGUCUUCCUCCGCGCUCGCUCAUCAAUACCUUGCGUCAUCUUCUUCGACGAGCUGGACGCAUUAGUCCCUCGUCGAGACGACACUUUAUCCGAAGCCUCCGCCCGAGUCGUCAAUACCCUGCUCACUGAGCUUGACGGUCUGGGCAGCAACCGCCAAGGAAUCUAUGUUAUUGCCGCCACCAACCGUCCAGACAUCAUCGACCCAGCUAUGCUGCGUCCCGGCCGUCUGGAAACUCUUCUCUUUGUCAACCUACCCGGUCCCGAGGAACGCGUCGAGAUCCUGCAGACUUUGGUCCGCAACCUCCCGAUUGAAUUCUCUGAUGAGCUACGCAGACUCGCAGAAGAAUGCGAAGGUUACAGUGGUGCAGAUCUGGGCAGUCUGCUCCGCAGAGCCGGUUACUCGGCUAUUAAGAGGCGGGAUACGAUCAAAUUCGAGGAUUUCGUUGCCGCAAAGUCGUUUAUUAGACCCAGUGUGACUGAUAUGAAGAAGUACGAGAAGUUGAAGAGAGAUUGGAGUGGUGGUGUCGUGUAGAUAUUUAACAUCACAUCAUGAUUUUGUUCCUUUUCCCGAUCAAGCGAGAUGAUUAUCGAGUCUUACAUAUAUAUAUAUAUCUUAAGACUCUUUGAAUGCAUAUAUUUUUCAAAAGUUUCGCUUGCUUUCCUUCUGUAAGGAUUUGUGGUGUAUUCAAGAAGCCAUUUGCUGCGCUAUAUUAUUUACGAAUGGAAAGGCAUAAAGUAUGGCUUAGCCUCAGGAAGAGACGGAGAGAGAUUACAGAAC